AUGGCAGUCAGCGACGAUCCCGACUCGGCGCCGUCCCCGCGCUACAGGAUGUUGUGCCCGGGAGUCAUGGUUCUGGUUUCCUUGCCCUUGGUCGAAUUCAGCCUCCGUGUCGGAAUCCUCGUCGACGCUGCCAAGUUUGCCUUCCGCUCCGGUGCUCGCAGCACCAGUGACCUUCUUGAAACAAUCGACGCCAAUAAGAACGACAGGCUCUACACUGAGCUGCUAAAGCUUUCGCGCCAAGUCCAAGAUCAGAGCCAGGGCUUUCAGAGCGAUAAGGAGAUUAGUUUACAGCUUGCUUUCCACGCAAUCGAGGUUGAGCGUUUUUCAUUCAUAGACGAUACAUCAUACCGUUGA
Molecule: messenger RNA, 354 nt
Organism: Colletotrichum orchidophilum
Lineage: Eukaryota; Fungi; Ascomycota; Sordariomycetes; Glomerellales; Glomerellaceae
Product: OPT oligopeptide transporter
Exons: 2
Coding region: 1-354 (117 amino acids)
Source: RefSeq, a predicted model, not a curated record